UUUGUUUAUAGUGAAACAAAAAAUUAUCCAAACUUAACGAGUGGGGCUGAACUCAGAAUGAGACUCAGUAAGAUGGGGAGGGAAGACGCAAGAUACUAUCAAUGUUGAAUUUAGAAUCUCAACUUCGCAAAUCGAAAUCGCCCAAUUCCUCUUGAAAUCUAGUUUUUGGGGAAUACCCAUGUUUUAAAAUCCUGGCAAAGAUGGAAGCAGACUAUGGAAGUAAUUGUGCCAAAAUUGAGAAGAUGGGAAAUCUUUCUGUUCCCCCUGGUUUUGCAUCCUUAACAUCUUUCAAUUUGAAAAGGGUUGGAAAGGUUAAGAAAACCGAUAAAUCGACAACUGCAUCUGAACAUGAGCCAGUCCAUGUGGAAAUUAAACCUGAGAUGAAUGGAAUUACUGCAUAUAACCAGAUUCUUAUGCAUCGCCCGUGGAUAAUCUUGGACCAGAGCAACCAAAAACCUGAGGAAUCUCACACAGAGCAUCUUCCUAUGGAUAUCCCUUCAAAUGCUUGUCGUCCAAAAGGAACUAUACGUGGAUGUCCAAAUUGCAGUAAUUGUCUGAAGGUAACAGCAAGGUGGAAUCCUGAGGAUGCAAGAAGAGAAGUCCUGGAAGAAGCUCCUAUUUUUCACCCAACAGAAGAGGAAUUCAAAGACACACUUAAAUAUAUUGCAAGCAUACGUUCCAGAGCAGAACCUUAUGGAAUUUGUCGUAUUGUCCCUCCUACUUGCUGGAAACCACCAUGUCUUCUUGAGGAAAAGAACAUAUGGGAAAACUCCGAAUUUGUUGCUCAAGUUCAACGAAUUGAUGGACACCAAAUUCAGCAUGCAAAAGAAAUUAUGGCUAGCUCUUGUGAAAAUACAAAGACAAAGAGAAGAAGAGGCACAAAAGUAGCUUUGGACUCUCAGCUUGGUAAUAGAAGCACUUGCACAACAAAUAACCAGAAUAUUGAGGACUAUGAGUCUGAACCCGGUCCAAAAUUCAGUCUCAAAACGUUUAAGAAACAUGCAGAUGAGUUCAAGAUCCAGUACUUCAAUUACAAGGAGAAGAAUAAGAUCAUGGAUUCUGAUAUAAAUUUAGCUAUACAUCAACAGCAGUGGGAGCCAUCUGUGGAGAAUAUUGAGGGUGAAUAUGGACGGAUUGUUCAAAAUCCAACUGAAGAAAUUGAGGUGCUUUGUGGUAACACUUUGGAGGCUGGAGUUUUUAUCAGUGGAUUUCCAACAGUUUCUGGUCCUUUGGAGACAUGCCCUUACCCUGAAUAUUUGAAAUCUGGAUGGAACUUAAAUAAUAUACUUUCACUGUUGGGGUCUCUUCUUUCUUUUGAAAGCUCCGAAGCUUCACGCAAUUUUGCCCCUCGGAUUCAUGUAGGGAUGUGCUUUUCUCCUCUCAACUGGAAAGUUGAAGAGCACCACUUAUACUCAUUAUCUUACAUGCAUCUGGGUGGACCUAAAGUGUGGUAUAGCGUCCCAGGAAGAUUUGCAGUUAACUUUGAAACAAUUCAGAAGAAGUAUCUCCCAGAUCUGUGUGCCAGGCAGCCUGAUAUGCAUGAUAAUCUGGUGAUGCAAUUAUCCUGCUCCAUAUUGAAGGCAGAGGGUAUACCUGUAUAUCGUUGCGUACAGUAUCCUCGUGAGUUUGUUCUUGUCUUCCCAGGAGCAUAUAAUUCAGGAUUUGAUUGUGGUUUCAACUGUAUUGAAGCAGUAAGUUUUACUCCUCUGGAGUGGCUGCUUCAUGGACAGAAUGUUGUAGAGCUAUAUUGUGAACAGAGGCGAAAGACAAUAAUUUCAUAUGAUAAACUUUUGUUGGGAGCAGCAAGGGAAGCUGUGAGGGCACAAUGGGAAACUGAUUUGUGUAUGAAGAGCACGCCAGACAAGUUAACAUGUAAAGAUGCCUAUCAAAGAAAUGGGAUCUUAGCAAAAGUUUUGGAAUCUCGCGUCAAGAGUGAAAGUUUGAAGAGGGAAUUUCUUUGCAUUUCUUUGAUAUCUGGAAGAAUGGAUGAAAAUUUUGAUGCCACUUGUAAAAGGGAAUGUAGUAUAUGCCUGCGUGAUUUACACUUGUCUGCCAUAUGUUGUUCAUGUUCAGAAGACAAGUUUGCGUGUCUUAAUCAUGCAAAACAGCUUUGUUUUUGCCCUUGGAGCAACAAAACUCUCCUCUACCGUUACGAAAUCAGUGAAUUGAAUGUUCUUUGUCAAGCUGUGGAUGGAAAACUAAGUGCAGUCUAUAAAUGGGCCAAAGAGGAUCUUGGAUUAACUGUGCACUCUCUUGCCUCCAAGAGAUCAAACCAAACCCCAGAAAAUGUUGGUGGUUCAACCCACCCUUCUAAAGACUUGAAGAUGAAAGAACCUAUGCCCCAUACAGGAAGUGAUGCAUGCUCGGAGUGGAAACAACUUAAAUCGCAGGCAAUAUCAAAUGCAUCAAAAAGGAAACAAAAUGAAGUGGCCUCCCAAGUCAAGGGAACUUCUAGUAGUUCUUAUGGCUUUCAUUCAAAAAUGAAGACAACUUUACUUCAGUCAACAAUCCCAGAUGAGAUAAAAGCAAAAGAGAAAAUGCCUCCAAAAAGCAUUAGUGGAGGAAAAAAUGCUGCUGGCAUAAAAAAUGAUAUGAAGGCACUUGCAGGUAAGCGUACAAUUUCAAAGAAAGUAGAAGGAGACCCAAAAGUAUCUAAGGUUUCUUCAGUUACAAACUCAAAUUACUUGUCUUUUCUACAAGAAAACACAUUAUUUGAAAUUUCAUCUGAUAGUAGUAGCACAUCUACGUCUUCAGAAUCAGAUGAUGACACAUAAGUAGCACAUUAUUUGAUAGCUCACAUUUUGCAUAUCGGAAAGGAAGUUAUUAGAGAGUCCUCUGUAUUUUUGUAUGAGCGGGAUAAUCAAUUUUUCAUGCAAAGAGCAGCACUGGAAAGUUGGAUGUGUACAUCCAUUAAGAAUUCCAGAUAAUUGUUGUUUAUAAUUACCAAGGUUGGCAUGUAACCUAACGUUCUUCAGCAAGUAAACAGAACUAUUGGUUCAUUUGUAUCCUAAGUUUUUUUGUCAUUAUUGUUGUUGUUGUUUCUCUCUC
This is a messenger RNA of Gastrolobium bilobum, 3048 nucleotides long. Its product is annotated as putative lysine-specific demethylase JMJ16. The record is from RefSeq and is a predicted model, not a curated record. Gene Ontology annotation, biological process: chromatin remodeling. The transcript has 10 exons. Gene Ontology annotation, cellular component: nucleus. Gene Ontology annotation, molecular function: histone H3K4me/H3K4me2/H3K4me3 demethylase activity. NCBI's taxonomy places the organism in Eukaryota, Viridiplantae, Streptophyta, Magnoliopsida, Fabales, Fabaceae. The coding region runs from base 201 to 2774 and encodes 857 amino acids.